Messenger RNA from Marchantia polymorpha subsp. ruderalis, 1980 nucleotides. NCBI's taxonomy places the organism in Eukaryota, Viridiplantae, Streptophyta, Marchantiopsida, Marchantiales, Marchantiaceae. The record is from the annotation of a GenBank genome assembly.
GCAUUGGCUGAGACGGCCAGGGAUAGAAGGAGGAGGCCUUGGUCCGGAAUAGAUCUGGCCAAACUGCGGUGUCCGUUGUGAAUUGGACUGAUAAGAUAACAGUCCCGGCAUAUAGAAGCGGCCCGAGAUCUUUGCCAUCACUUGGCACCUUUUACAUCUCGGUGUCGUGCUGUAGGAGGCCUCCAAUCUCGAUGGCUCGGUCGACAACAAGACGCAAGCACGAUGAUGUCCCUGGGUGCCCGCCCCUUCGCCGAGAGAGGGGCAAUGGAAAGGCAGAGACGUCUCGAGUCUACACCAUCAAGGAACUCGGCCGAGCCGUCCUCGAGGUAUCGUUGUCCACAGAUAAAAUCCUUGAAAUCAUUGCCCGACAAGAGGAAAGCGCGUAUGAAUCUAGACUAUCAUCCACGAGCUCUGUUCUAGCAGUAGAACGCUAGUUUCUAGGAGCCGAGGGCGUAUGUCAUUUGAGGUCAGGGUAGUUGGAGAGACAGUCCAGUUCGGACACUAGAACUAGCGACUAGGCAAAUCGAGUGCGAAGAAUUUAAGGCAAAGGCAGCGAGGGGAGCACGCCAAGAGACGCCUGGAGAUGACAACAUUGCUCGCAACGAGCAGAGGGCCCAGCAAGCAUCUUCUCAACCCAAUCCAGAAGAAGCAUGCAAAAAAAGGGUCCUUUGCUGAUGAAGAGCGGUUGCCGAGCACCGAACAGAGAGAUCUGCUGAUGAACGACGAGGCUACAGACUCGCCAUCUUAUCAGAAAGGUCGCCCCUCCAGAUACCGAAUCUAAGGCCACAAAGUUAUCCGAAUGAAGAGCACCAUCGGGAUAUCUUCGCCCCCAAUCCCCAGACACAAGCAGAGGGAGGGCUGGGAGCACGAGCACGAGCCAGCAGCAGCACGAACAAGAGACAGAGAAGGCAAGACGAACUCGAGACACCCAAAAAAAUCGGUCAAAGAACAAGGGGUUGCAUGCCCUCAACUGUCCACGAGCAAAUCACGAAGCCACCGCACCAGAUCACAUCUCCACGAGAGCGAGACCAGGAUACUCCCAAGUGGACCUUUCUGCGUCCUGGAUGACAAGACGUCAGCCGGCAAUGAUGAAUGUAUCCAAAUCCACAAGCCCCGCAAAGCAGACACAGCCGCACCAGCACCAGAAGGUUGCAGGUCACAGACAAAGAAGAUCAGAGCCGGGCUGAUCAGAGUACAGAACAACGGCGGAACAAACAAACGAGCAGGAUAGGCAAAGAGAUAGAUCCAGACGCAUAGACGUGAUUGCUAGCUACUCUAGAGUUCGACCAAAGGGUCGAGGGUUCGAGCGAAUGCGAGCGAGAGAGAAAAGAUUUUUACGAGCUCUUCUUGUUUCGCUGGGAGAUCAGAUUUCCGCAGUCUGACUUCCUCUAACGACCUCGAUCUGCGGGCUCGACUCUGUUCGGUGGCGAAGUAGCUGCCGGCAGUGGUGGACACAACCCUCUCCCAUGUUCCGUCUUAACCGAAACUUUUCAGAUUGGGCGGUCAGCCACUCUCUCCCCAUGCUCGAAAUCAUUCCUCGCCCCCGUCUCUCUACUGUAACCGCAAUCAAUCAUUUGUGCGAUACCCUCUUCUGACGCGAUCUCAAGCUUUCCCCCCAUACGGUUACUGCCCUGACCAUUGUACCUUAUUCCGCUAUACGCAUUCCCUCCCACAAGUUGGUUCUCAAAAGGUAAGCGACUCUUGCAUUCUCUACUACAAUUAAUCUUUUGAAAGUCCUCAUGAAGGAGGAUUAUAGCACUCUUUUGCGUGUCCUUUUGAGUUCUCUGGAUCUGAAGAAUAAUGUAUAUUGGAAAGCGAGAUAUUUAGCUUCAAGCUGGAGAAUGGCUGAGAGAGAAUCAAUACCACUCAUGUGGUGUUGUAUUUACGUCAACCGUUGUCAUGCAUUAUCAAUGUACUUAAAAUUUUAGGUCUUGUAAUUAUGCAACAUGGAUUUGCAACUUCACAUAAGCUAAUAAAACC